AUGCAAAACAACCCCGAGGUUCUCUCCCGACUCGCUCAUAAUCUUGGCAUUUCCGACGCGCUGACUUUCCAUGACAUCUUCGACAUUCAAAGCGAUGAAGCACUUCAUUCUCUCCCUCGCCCUGUGAAUGCCCUGGUAUUUCUCUGUGUCUCGCCAAUAUUUAAUCCCGUUCGCUCCAAUCUAGCAUCCUCUCUACCUUGCUAUACUGGACAUGGCUCUUCAGAACCGAUUCUCAGGGUAAAACAGACUAUUGGAAAUGCCUGUGGUCUUAUGGCUCUUUUACAUUGUUUGUUAAAUCUUGAUGACGGGAGAUAUGUUACUGCGGGAUCCAAACUCGAUGAAUUACGAAAAACAGCCGUCCCUCUUCCCCCACCAGAGAGGGCGCAGUUACUUUACGAUUCUAAAUUCCUGGAGGAGGCACAUAUGGAUGCUGCAGUAACAGGAAGCACUCAUGUUCCGACUGCACAGGAUAAAGUCGAGGGCCAUUUCAUGGCUUUUGUGAAGGAUGUCCGAGGCAAGGUGUGGGAGCUGAAUGGGUCUCUCCCCGGGCCGGUGGAGAGGGGCGUUCUUGUAGCGGAUGAAGAUUUACUCAGUCAGAAUGGCAUACAGAUGACAAUUUUGGAUUUUAUCGAGACAUCAAAGACGGUGGAGGGGGGUUGGGGAAUUUCCAUAGUGGGUUUGAAAAACCUCCUCCUCUACUACCUCCCCUCUCUAUUCUCACUCUCCCCCAAAACCAUUACCCCUCGUCGCACUCCAAAGUACAUGCCUACGUCCGCCAAACCACCGCCCAACAUCACCACGAUAGGCACAGUCUCGUCGCCAAACUCUCCCCCCCCCAGCUCCCCUCUUAGCAUCAUGCAAGUCGCAGCAGAAUGCAAAGACCACAUGGCAGCGGAGAUCGACACCACCGGUGACGCGCUCAGCUUUCUCAUGUGGGAGCUCUCCCAGCCACAACAUGCUACUCCAAAAUCGUCCUCACGAUGA
Molecule: messenger RNA, 984 nt
Organism: Aspergillus tanneri
Lineage: Eukaryota; Fungi; Ascomycota; Eurotiomycetes; Eurotiales; Aspergillaceae
Exons: 3
Coding region: 1-984 (327 amino acids)
Biological process (GO): ubiquitin-dependent protein catabolic process; protein deubiquitination
Cellular component (GO): cytoplasm
Molecular function (GO): cysteine-type deubiquitinase activity
Source: RefSeq, a predicted model, not a curated record